AGCGGUCUCCAGCUUCGGAACUUUGCCUUUGCCAUGGCCAGCUGCCCGCUGCAAGUGGCAGUCCGAAUCCGCCCACAUCAACCGCACGACGGGAAGAAUGGUCGGGCAUCAGUGCAAGCUGCAGAUGCCGCCACGAUCGAGACCACUGAUGGCACAGACACCAAGACGUUUGUCUAUGAUCGCGUCUUUGGGCCAGAAGCCAGCCAGCAAGAAGUGUACAGCCACUGCGCGCUGAAUUUGGUGGAUUCUGUGAUCGAGGGCACCAACGCCUGCAUCUUCGCUUUUGGAUCCACCGGAGCUGGCAAGACGCACUCAAUGCUGGGUCCAGAAGGUGGUCGCAGGCAGGCCACCCAAGACGGGAUCUUGCCCCGGGCCGCGGCGGAGCUCUUCCGGCGCAUCGCUCGCGUGGAAGCGGAGGCCAAGGCAGCCAUCGGCGCCAAGGGCUUCUCCGCCUAUGAGGUCCGCGUGUCCUUCCUGGAGGUCUACUGCGAGAAUGCCUUUGACUUGCUCAGCGGACCUGUGUCUGCGUCCCGGGAUCCCUCCAGCUCAUGUCAGUUGCGGGAGACGACUGAUGGGCGGGUCUACGCAGAUGGCGCCAAGGAGGAAAGGAUCAAGUCCUGCGAGCAAUUGCUGGAUGUCGUAGCUGCCGGGGCACGGGCAAGAGCGACAGCGGCCACAGGCGUGCAUGCUCAUUCCUCUCGGUCGCAUGCUUUGCUCGUUGUCUCGGUGGAGCAUCGCUGGCGAGAGGUGGGCGAAACCGAUCCAUCGAAGUUCAAAAGUCAGGUUGCGCGUCUUACUUUGGUGGACUUGGCGGGGGCUGAGUCCAUGGAGCGAGCGCACGGAGGCAGCGUGGACGCUGCAGGCGUUGGCACAAACAUGGGAUUGCUGGUCCUAGGCCGUGUUAUACGGGCACUGGCAGAGGGAUCUGAACGCGUCCCUUACCGCGAUUCGACGCUGACUCGCCUCAUGCAAAGCUCGUUGGGCGGCAAAGCGAAGACUCAGAUGCUCGCGUGCGUCAGCCCUGCGGCGCACGAAGGAGAUGUCACUCUUAGCACGCUGAAGUACGCUGCCUCUGCCAGGCGUGUGUUGCUGAAGCCGGAGGCAGCAGCCAUUGCCACGGAGUUCGAGUCGGAUCCCAUGCUCGCCGACGUGGAGGAUGACGACGCCGCGCUGAAUCGGCGCUGCAUUUGGAUCGAGACCGCGGACUUCGGCGAUGUGUUCGCCCGCUGCUUGGGGGACCCCAAGGAUCCCUUGAUCUUGUAUGUCCAUGGAUCUGGGCCUCACAAUAGCUCGAACUUCUGGAACAAGUUGGUCAUGGAUGUGGCUGUGCAGGCCAGCGCAGGUGCCGGAGACGUGCCAAAGAGCUAUUUCCAGGUGGCCAUCGACUGUCCUGGUUACGGUCGCUCCCCUGGAGAUCGCCAGAGCAUUCGCUCGUAUCCUGGGGCGCUGAUUUCGAACCUCGUGCGCGCCUUGGGACGGAAGACGGUCGCCUGCCUGGUUGGCUCGAGUCAAGGAGCUUGCGGCACUUUGAACUGCGCUUUGGAGUGUCCGAAGUUGAUGCACACCAUUGCAGUGUGCCAUCCAGUGGGACAUGCUCCGACUCGCUAUGUGGCCAUCAACCAACCGACUCUCCUGAUCUUCGACACGGAGGAUGCUGGGCAUCCAGUAUCGGUGGGGCGGCAGAUGAGGCGUCAUCUUCCAAAUCCAAGGUACUUUGAAUUCACCCGGUCAGCAGACGGCGAUUGGGAGGUACACCAUAUGGCAGAGGAAAUGCUUGGAAUGAUGCAUGAGAGCUAUGCAAGCUGGAGAAGCAAGAGGCAGGGCGGGAGAAGGGACAAGGAGCUUCCCGACCUCACUCGAGUGGCUGGCGGGUUCAAUGGCUGGAAUGAUCGGCAUGUGGAUGAGAUAGACCCUUGGGGUGGAUAUGACGAGAUCGACGCGGCAGAAACUGCGGCUGCAGGAGAGAACUGUUGGCGAGCUCGACUGGACCCCUCAUCCAACACAAUUGUGUAUGAGAACGCCGUCACCGGUCGAGUCGCCCGCGUGCGACCACCCGGUGCACAAGUGCUAGUUGAAAAGUUGGGCCCUUCGGCUGGAAAAGCCGACUCGGCUGGGGCCACUUCCGAGCAGUCGACUUCUCCAGCGCCCGAGUCAGCCGGACUGGUGCCACGAGAAGGCAGGCAAUUGAUACCCCUCUUUGAAGGGAUGGAUGAAGAUGACGAUGAGGACGAUGAAGAGCGACAGGAAAGGGAGGCCAAAGAGGCGGCCGCGCUACUGAAUCAGGAGGCGUCCCAGAGUCACUGCGAUUUGUGCCGCAAAGCCUUGAUACGGCCUGUCCGGCUGGCCCGAUGUCGCUGCGCACUUUGCGCCUGCUGUGUGGAGGUGACGGUUCUCUACAUGCGCGACUGUCCCGUAUGCUUUUCUCCUGUGGAUGUGAAGGGCGGCAAGGCAGUUUCUGACGCCUCCAGCGAGCUGCUCUCCCAGUGCCAAGAUGCAGAAGCCUCGGCUGUGGAGCAACUGCACACACUUGAGCAGCUGGUGGAAGCGCGUCAAGCAUCUCCCCGACUCAUCUUGCAGUAUGGAAAUAAAUCCGCUGGGUCUGGAGGGAAGAGGUCAUAUACAACCUUUUUCAAGGUCGUCUCUGCUGAGGGAGUGGCAGACAAGGGAAGCGUUGCCAAAGUCGACUUCAACAUCAACCCGGGCUACUCCAAGCCAACAGCUUCUCUCAAAGAGUCCAACGACAAAACCCUAGGCUUUACAUUUGAGUAUGCCAUGGCGCGUGCGUAUCCAUGCCAUAUGACCAUCCAUUUCAAGAGCGAGUUGGGCUUGCCCAAGCUUGUCAUCGAGCACUAUGUUCAAGAUGAACCCAAAACCACGCGACGGAUACUACUGCAGCUGCCACAAGUGCGAUUGCCACCAUCUGGAGCACCGCGUAUCACAGAGAAGGAGACUGUCUUUGACGCGGAUCCUCCACAGAACGCCUGGUUGUGCUACCAAGCUGGUCGCAGCGUGCUCACCACGGAGCCACGGGAGUUCAUGGCCACCCUGCUGGGGGCUCCUGCACCCGAUGCAGCUCCGGCACGCUCCAUCAGCAGGAAAUCCAGCAAAGCCAGCACUGGAUCACGGAAGAGCAAGGGCUGACACUGCUGUUCGAGUAGACAAAGCGCCAGAAAAUGAGAAGCGCUUACCUAACAGCUGUAGCUCUGUACAGUGGGUUUCAAACAGCUGCGAGGUCUAUCUUUUACGAGAUCGCUCAGCGCUCGUCUGCAAAGCUGUAACUAGCUUCCGAACCUUGACAAAGUCACAGGUUCGAGCAGAAGUAAAGGCUAACUCGCCUGAGGUGGCGCC
Molecule: messenger RNA, 3348 nt
Organism: Effrenium voratum
Lineage: Eukaryota; Dinophyceae; Suessiales; Symbiodiniaceae
Source: the annotation of a GenBank genome assembly